Molecule: messenger RNA, 4028 nt
Organism: Eriocheir sinensis (Chinese mitten crab)
Lineage: Eukaryota; Metazoa; Arthropoda; Malacostraca; Decapoda; Varunidae
Gene: eIF5B
Product: eukaryotic translation initiation factor 5B-like
Molecular function (GO): GTP binding; translation initiation factor activity; GTPase activity
Source: RefSeq, a predicted model, not a curated record
UAAUCCCGUUGGUGCGGCGUGCCUGUAGUGGUGGUAGAGGCCGAAGUGCGGCGCUGAGGUGCUGCUCCGGAAGGGGGAUUGUUGUCCACGCUGCCUGCCUCCAUAUGCUGCCCCGACACUGAACGUUCAUGCGGGAGACGCGGCCUUCAGGAUGGGGAAGAAGAAGGGAUCCAAAAACGAAACAAAUGGAGAAGUGGAUGACCUGAUACAAGAGAAUGACAAUGUUGCUUCGAAGGAGGCUGGCAAGAAGAGCAAGAAGGGGAAGAAGAAGGCCGGAGACUGGGAAGAUGACAUUGCCAAGGACCUGGAAGACAUGACCUUGGAGGAGGGGGGUGGGGUGAAACCAGAGGAACCCGAGGAAACCCCUCCAGAGAAAAAGAAGAAAGAAAAGAAAUCCAAAAAGGCAGCUAAGAAGGAUUCUGAUGAUUCUGAAGAAGAGAUGAUAAAGCCCACCAUGGGGGGAGGAUUUGCAGCCCUGAUGGACGAAAACGAUGACCUUGGCGGUGAUGAUGAUGAUGAGGAUGAGCCACAGGAGACCAAAGCCAAGAAGGAACCAAAGAAAAAGAAGGAGACUGUGGACUCCCCUCAGACAGGUGCAGAAGACGACAAAGGGAAGAAAGGCAAGAAGAAGAAAGGAAAGAAAAAGGGUGACGAUGAAGAGGACCUUGACAAGAUUCUGGCGGAGCUGGAGUCGGAGUACAAGGGUGAGAAGCCUAGCGAGGGGGCCAAAAAGGAGGAGGUCCUAAGCGAAGACAUUCCAGCAGCAGAACCGGCAGAAGAGGAGACAGGGAAGAAGAAGAAGAAGAAGAAGGACCAGCCAGAGGAACCAUCAACACUGGAGGUCACCCCUGUCGCCCCUGCGGAAGGGAACGAGGUGGCUGAGCAGGAGGCCGAUGAGGAAAAGAAGGAUGAUGCAAAGUCCAAGAAGAAGAAAAAGAAAAAGGAAACAGCAGAUACCACACCAACAGCAAAGGGUGACUCGUCGGAAGCAAAGGAAGGCUCUGCAGCUCCUCAGGAAGAUGGAGAGGCUGAGGCUGAAGGUGAAAGCGGAAGUAAAAAGAAAAAGAAGAAGAAGAAGGGAGAUAAGGAAGAGGAGGAGGACAGCAAGGCCAAGAAAGGCAAGCCCAACAAGAAGAUGUUGGCAGCCAUGAAAGAGAUGUUGGCCAAGCAGAAGGAACAGGAGGAAAAGUUGAGAGCUGAGGAAGAGGAGAGGCAAAGGCAGGAGGAAGAAAGGAUAAGAAAAAUUGAGGAAGAAAAAAGGUUGGAGCAAGAGAAGAAAGAUCGUAAAAAACAGAAGGAAAAGGAGAGAAAGGAGCGGCUCAAGGCAGAAGGCAAACUAUUAACGCCAAAGCAGAAGCAGGACUUGCGGCGUGCCCAAGGCCUGCUGGAGCAUCUGAAGGCCCAAGGAGUCAGUUUGCCAGAAGCUGGGGAAAAGAGACCUCGGCCAGGCACUCGGGUGAGGCCCAAGAAGAAGAAAGAGGAGGAAAAAACUGAGGAGCAGGAGCAAGAGCAAUCUGCAAGUGAUGAGAAGAUGGAAGUUAAUGAAGCUCCCAAGGAAGGAGAGGAAGUUGCAGAUUCAUGGGACCAGGCAGAAGAGGAAGGGGAGGAAGAUGAUGUUAAGGACACUUGGGAUGCCAGUGAUGAUAAUGAAGAGGACGAGGAUGAGGAUGAAGAGGAAGAGGAUACAUCUGAAGCUACCAAGGCAUCCGGAGACACAGAAACCAAGAAGAGUGAUAAGGAUGAAGAGGACAGUGAAGAGGAAAGUGAUAGUGAUGACUCUGAAGAAGAACGGCAGACGGAAGCUGAAAAGAGGAAACAGAGAGCCUUGAUGAGGAUAGCUAAGAGGAAGGAAGCCAGCGAAAAGAAACUGUCAUUGGACAAUCUCCGGGCACCAGUGGUGUGUGUACUGGGACAUGUUGACCACGGCAAGACCAAGAUUUUAGACAAAUUGCGACGAACCAAUGUGCAAGAAGGGGAGGUAGGCGGCAUCACACAGCAGAUUGGAGCAACCAACGUGCCUGCCCACGGCGUCCAGAGACAGACACACAUGGUCAAAGAUUUUGACAUGAACAAGUUGAAGUUUCCCGGCUUGCUCAUCAUUGACACUCCCGGCCACGAGUCCUUCAGCAACCUGCGCUCCCGUGGCUCCUCCCUCUGCGACAUUGCCAUUUUGGUGGUGGACAUAACUCAGGGCCUUGAACCUCAAACCAUAGAGUCCAUAAACCUGCUAAAGAAGAAGAAAACUCCAUUCAUAGUUGCUCUUAAUAAAGUAGACAGAGUGUUUGAGUGGACGUCUAACCCCUCGAAGGACAUCCGGGAAGUAAUUAAAGUGCAGAAGGAACCAUCUAAGAAUGACUUUGAGCGAAGAACGAAGGAAAUCAUCCAGGCCCUCAAUAUUCAGGGUUUGAAUGCUGCUUUGUUUUGGGAGAACCCAGACCAGCGGCAGUAUGUGUCCCUUGUGCCCACGAGUGCCAUCUCCGGGGACGGCAUGGGGAACCUCAUAUCCCUCGUAUGUGAUAUGUGCCAACAGAGGUUGAGCCGCCGUCUCAUGUUCAACGAGGAGCUCCAGUGUACGGUUCUGGAGGUAAAGACAAUCCAAGGUCACGGCACCACCAUAGAUGUGAUUCUAAUAAAUGGUCGACUGCGUGAGGGGGACACCAUCAUCCUGGCAGGCACGGAGGGACCAAUCGUGACGCAGAUAAGGUCACUCCUUUUGCCCAAACCACUGAAGGAGAUUAGAGUAAAAGGACAGUAUGAUGAGUUCAAGGAGGUCGCAGCAGCACAGGGUGUCAAGAUUGCUGCUCGGGACCUGGAGAAAGCCAUUGCUGGAUUGAACAUGCAGGUGGCUUACCACGAAGAUGAGGUGGAGCUACUCAAGGAGGAAGUAGACAGAGAAUUCAAGACUGCCAUGCGCUCUAUCAAGGUGAAGGAACGUGGGGUGUAUGUUCAGGCCUCCACUUUGGGAGCCCUUGAGGCCCUGCUGGAGUUCUUCAAGGCCAACUCCGUGCCUUACUCUGGGAUCCGUGUGGGGCCUGUUGUCAAGCGGGAUGUGAUGAAGGCAGCAGCCAUGCUGGAACAUGACCCCAUGUAUGCUGUGAUUCUGGCCUUUGACGUUAAAGUGGAGAAAGAUGCCCAGGAGCUGGCUGACAAGGAGGGUGUGAAAAUCUUCUCAGAAGAAACCAUCUAUCACUUAGGUGACCGAUACGUAGAAUACAUUAAAGAUUAUAAAAAGAAGAAACAAGAUGAGUUUAGAAGUGUUGCUGUAUUUCCCAGCAAACUCAAGAUCAUACCUACGGCAAUUUUCAACAAGCGUGACCCCAUCGUGCUGGGCGUGACUGUGGACGCCGGCAUUCUGAGGACUGGGACCCCACUCUGUGUUCCUUCAAAAGAGUUUGUUGAGAUUGGCAUUGUUACAUCAAUGGAAUUUGACCACAAGAAUGUGGACCUGGCCAAGAAAGGAGUGGACGUGUGCAUCAAGAUUGAGCCAGUCCCGGGCAACACCCCGAAGCUGUUUGGUCGUCACUUUGAGGGUGACGAUGUGUUGGUGAGCAAGAUAUCGCGAGAGUCUAUCAACGCCUGUAAGGACUACUUUAGGGAUGAUCUGAGUAAAAAUGACUGGAAACUAAUGGCUGAACUUAAAAAAGAAUUUCAAAUACUUUAGGAUACAAUAAGAGUUUAGUAAAGAACCUAGGAUUGUCAUGUUAUGUAAUAUAACAAAUUUAUAUUAUAUGUUUAACUUAUUAUCUCUAGGAGAUAGUUUUUGAAGAACACCUCAAAUUUUAAAAUCUUACUGACCGAGCAAAAAAAAUGUACAGAUAUGAAACCCAAGCCAUCAAGUUUAGGGAAACGAUGUACAUUGGUUAAACAUCCAGUCCCAUUGUUUCCAUGACAGUAAUUGUGAUGGAAGAUCACAGUUUCUUAUUCAGGUGGGAUAUGUUGCUAUAUAUGAUGAUGAUUAGCUCUACAACAAAACGCCUUGAGCUCUGUCUAGCUUUGCGCACCACGCCAGCUGAAUGUGCCAAGCAACA